Aspergillus candidus is the source of this 2113-nucleotide messenger RNA. RefSeq names its product exocyst subunit EXO84. Gene Ontology annotation, cellular component: exocyst. Bases 53 to 2113 code for a protein of 686 amino acids. The record is from RefSeq and is a predicted model, not a curated record. Gene Ontology annotation, biological process: Golgi to plasma membrane transport; exocytosis; intracellular protein localization. The transcript is spliced from 3 exons. NCBI's taxonomy places the organism in Eukaryota, Fungi, Ascomycota, Eurotiomycetes, Eurotiales, Aspergillaceae.
CCUUCCUCAUCCCUCAUUGUCUUUCUUAUCUUUCUUCCCCUCAACAGUCAACAUGGAAGGACGCGGUUUAACCCUGCGAAGCAAGUCGCGCCGUCCUCGUCCCCAGAUCAGUGCCCCUAAACCCAUCUCGGAUCCGCUGCCGCAGAACGGCAAGGGUGAUCCUAGCCAACGGACCGGUUCGACCAGUUCAGGGUCGCGAGAUCGUGGUCCGCCGAAAGAGAAUGCGACCUCCGAUCUGGUCAAGCGACGGUAUUCCACGCGAUUCAACCAACUGCCGGAUUUCGAUGCCAAUGCGCCGCCGGUGCCGGGGCUGCCAGCCCUGCCGGUCGGGUACGGCCUCACCCCGCCGGAGGUGAGCCGGAAACCGUCCAUGGAACCGUCGGGGCCCCCGCAGGUGGACCUCGACGCAUUGAGGGAUCCUAGUUUACCGGUCGAUAAAUACGUGGCCAAUCUUCUCUCCAAGGCCUCGGAAGAGGAGAUCGAGGACUACCAAAAGGUUCUACGAAAGGUCAAGAACCGAACAUCGACCGACCUCCAGCAGAAUGUAUACCAGAACCGCACGCAGUUCAUCAAGAUCAGCAAGGAAGCCGAUAAGCUGAAGAGUGAAAUGCGCACGCUCCGGGCGUUGAUGGCCGAGUUGACCACGGCCCUCGGACAGACGGCGGUGGGCACGUCCCCGAACCCCAUGUCGCUGUCCCCGGACGAGCCGUUACCCAAGCGCAAUGGGAACCGCAGCUCCGUUGCCAACCUGGAGAGCAUGUGGAACGUCCAGCUGCAGACGCUGUGGAAGACCGUCGAGGGGUCGCAGAAGUUCCUCCCCGUGGUGCCGGGGCGGCAUAUCGUGAUGGAGACGGGCAACUGGGCCGAGCUGGACUCUGCCACGUGGAAGCCGCGACGGCCCGUCCACAUCGUGCUGCUCAACGACCAUCUGCUGGUGGCCGCGAAGAAACGCAAGCGGGUCGACCAGAGCAACCCGAACCACCGCGGCCCCGUGCCGACCAAGCUCGUGGCCGAAGAGUGCUGGCCCCUGCAAGACAUCGACAUGAUCGAUCUGGGCGCCCACCUCGGCAGCGGGCCGGCCCGCGAGGAGGCCGAAGAGCGCGGCAUCACCAACGCCAUCAGCGUGCGCGUGGGCGCCAAGCCGUUCACCUACCGCCACGACAAGCGGCAUAGCACGGCCAAGGCCGAGCUCCUAGCGACGUUCCGCAAGACGGUAGAGGACCUGCGUCGCACGCUGCGCACGGAGACCGAGGCCGCGAGCAAGACCACCGACCCCUUUGCGUUCAUGGGCCGACGCCAGUCCGUCUUCCUCCCCCCACCCGAGGCCGCCGACGCCGGGGACGACAGUCGCGACAUGCCGGAAUUGCGGAUCGACGUCGACGGGAAGCAGCAGAAUCUCCGCUGGGUGGAGUCGCAGGUCGACGACCUGGACAUCGACAUCGCGCUGCAGCGGUUCGAGGAGUCGGUGGCCAACAUUGAGCGGCUGCGCAAGCUGGCGCGCGGCCUGCGGGGCAACUCGUUUGCGCAGGACGUGAUCAACACCAAGGUGGACGAGCGAGCCGCCAAGCUGGCAGACGUGCUGGUGCGGGCGCUGGUCGACACGCCUUCCUUCCCGCAAGCGACCCAGCGGAAGGUAUCCUGGCUGAGCCGGCUAGGCUUCGAGGACCAAGCGCGCGAGGCUUACUUGGACGCACGGUCCGACGUAGUCACCAAACGCAUUCGGGCAUGCGUCUUCGAAGGCGACCUCCCCCUCUACAUCUUCCAAAUCUCCUACGUCUACUUCGUGCUCAUCAAAAACACCAUCAGCAUCUACCAGCAAUGCUUCUCGCCCGCCAUGAGCAGCGCCUGCAUCGGCUGGGCCAUGCGGCAGCUCGAAGGGUUCAACACGCUGCUCACGCGGCAGCUGAGCAGCGUCCAGCGCGGCACCAGCGUCUGGGACAAGUGUCUGGAGAUUGUGCACAGCCAUGCGGGUAUGCUGUCCGAGGUGGGGGUGGACUUUGGGGAUCUGGUGGCCAAGGGGUUGGGGGUGAAUGGGGAGGAUAAGAGGGAGAGGCCGAAGAUGACGAGGUCGGAGUCGUUGAUUUCGGGGUUGGCGGAGGCUGCGAAGGGGUGA